Messenger RNA from Vitrella brassicaformis, 1182 nucleotides. The record is from the annotation of a GenBank genome assembly. NCBI's taxonomy places the organism in Eukaryota, Vitrellaceae.
ACCUUCCUGCUGUGCAAUUCCUUCAGGAAGGAUGAUUGCCAUUGACAUUGACCGGUGUGAGCUUACAUGUCAGUGUAUUUCCGCUUAUACGCCUCCGGAUGAACGCCCACAUCGGUCUCUCCUCCCGUCCCCUGCAGCAAUGAACCAAUCAAGCAAUCGACAAAAAAGUGAGCGCAGCGCAUAAAACGGUCGGUCCACUGGCGCUAUCUUGUUGAAUGUGGACGUAUAGCGACCGGAUGGGCGAGGUGGUGUCCUCUUCCACCUCCCACCAGUCGUGUGUGGCCCGCAGCAGCAGGGUGGACGAGGUGGCCACGGGCGUGACGGCCAUGCCGAUGCUGGCAGCAUAGUGGCCCUCGGUCGAUGCACCACUCUGAUCGACCAACCAGACAGGCAGAUUGUGAACAGACAGGGAGGGCAGAUGGACAUAUGGAUCCACGGCGGCUCCCUAACCCGUUUGCUGCAUGAUACAGAGAGUGUGUCGUUGGAGCAGUGUUGGCACGGCAGAUACUCCAGCUGACUCAACACGACCGGGGCAGCAUCCACAGGCGCCUGAAACCUGACAUAAACCAACCAAGCAGCCACCAUCCACGGCCAUUCAGACACACAUGGCAUCCACCAACCUGAUGGCGUGCCCCGUCCACUCCAUGAUGUUGACCCCCGCGAUGGACUGGGAGUGCGGCGGCCAAGACGUCGAUGCCCUGGAUGGGCGAAGCGGCGCCUCCAUGCACCUCUUGAUGUGACCGAGAUAUCACACGCGCCUGGGCGCACAUUCAGACAAAACAGACGUCUGAAGCAGUGACGUGUGUGCUCCUUGUCACUCACCGAUUGGCCGAGGGCCUUCUGUGCAACCAGCGAUAUCCACCACAUCACCAGGAUUUCGGCUUGACGACUCAUCGCUCCUCUAAAACGGCACUCGCUCGUUCCCCCAUUGGCUCAGGCAGAUCCAUCAAUGCUCUCGGCGCCCCUCCUCGAUGCUCGCAGAAUGCACGCCGCGGCACACCAUGGUCAGGUGAGACCUGUCACGGAUCUCUCGGGCAAAACGUCACUCGGGCAAACACCGCAGUUUGUAGCUUCUCAUGAUUACAUCUCCGUGUGACCAGCACGACCGUACCCCUCUUGCAGCAGGCUGGCGGCAGGAGGGGCACAGGCGCUCUGCCGGGCAGCAGGAGGGAGAGAUCUCCC